This is a messenger RNA of Fomitopsis serialis, 3144 nucleotides long. RefSeq names its product P-loop containing nucleoside triphosphate hydrolase protein. The annotation marks the transcript as partial. The record is from RefSeq and is a predicted model, not a curated record. The transcript is spliced from 11 exons. Lineage: Eukaryota; Fungi; Basidiomycota; Agaricomycetes; Polyporales; Fomitopsidaceae. Gene Ontology annotation, molecular function: GTPase activity; GTP binding; translation initiation factor activity.
GCGAAGAAGAAAGCCCAAGCUGCUGCCAAGAAGGCUGCCCAAGCUGGAGAGGAGCCUUCAGCUGUCUCAACACCGGAGCCUGCACCUGCUGCACUGCCCGCAGAAAAGGAAGAUGAGGACGAAGAGGAAGGUGAAGGAAGCGGCGCCAAAACCGACUCCAAGAAGAAAAAGAAGAAAAAAGCGAGGAAGGAUGAAGAAUCAGCUCCUGCGCCAGCGGCUGCUGCAGGGAAGAAGAAGGGCGGUGCGAUCGGUGCGCUCAAAGCGAUGAUGGAGGAGAAGAAGCGGUUAGAGGAGGAGGCACGGAGGCGUGAGGAAGAGGAGAGGAAGCGGAUUGAGGAGGAGGAACGGAUAGCGGAGGAAGAAGCGAGGAAAAAGGAGGAGGAGAAGCAGAGGAGGAAAGAGAAGGAGAAGGCCAAGCGCGAGCAGGCAAAGAAGGAGGGCCGCUACUCCGCCGAAGCAAAAGCAGGGCAUCGUAUGGCGGAGUCCGCAAGCAAGUUUCUCGCUCCGGUGUACAGAUCGAAGGUCUGCAGCAGCAGAGCCAGGAUCAAGAAGCCUGUGUACGGCGCAAGAGGAAAGAAGGGUCCUACGAGCACAACGGUAGUGUCCGAGAAGCCGGCCACGCCUGAGCCUGCUCCCGCUCCCUUGCCUGCAGAGCAGAAGGAGGAGAAAGAGGAGAAGGUCGAAGACGUUCAGUCCGACUGGGACGCUAGUAGUGGCGAGGAAGAGAAACCUUCAGCUGGCGUCAAGGAUUCGUGGGAUGCGGAUAGCGAUGAGGAGGGGGCCAAGCCUCCAGCACCUACUCAAGCUGCACCUGCAGCGAAUGGCUCGAGCAAGGCACCCGCAAAACAGGCUGCACCGGCCAAGCCUGCGGUCACCAAGAAGGCUGCGCCAGCGAAGGCCGCACCUGCACCCGCAUCCAAAGCCGCACUCGCCGCGGCCAAGACGAACAGCAAGCCCAAUGGCGCGAAAGCCCAGCCACAAGAAGAGUCCUCCUCCGAGGAAGAGAGCUCGUCAGAAGAGGAGUCGUCCGAGGAGGACUCCGACUCUGACGAGGAUUCGUCUGAAGAUGAAGGCAUGACCAAGGCGCAACAGAUGGCUGCGCAGAGGAAGGCGGAGGCGGUCGCGCGCCGAGCGAAGGCGCACGAGGCGGCGUUGGCUGCGAGGGACGAGUCGGAUCUGCGUAGUCCGAUUUGUUGUAUUCUGGGGCAUGUCGAUACGGGUAAGACGAAGCUGCUUGACAAGAUCCGGCAAACGAAUGUGCAGGAGGGCGAAGCGGGUGGUAUCACGCAGCAGAUUGGUGCUACUUAUUUCCCCGUGGACGCCAUUAAGACGAAGACGGCUGUGCUCAACAAGGAGGGCAACCAGGAGUACAAGAUCCCCGGUCUGCUCGUCAUCGAUACACCUGGUCACGAAUCGUUCACAAACCUGCGGUCUCGCGGAAGCUCGCUGUGUAACAUUGCCAUCUUGGUCGUCGAUAUCAUGCACGGAUUGGAGCCUCAGACGCUUGAGUCGCUCCGGUUACUCAGGGACCGCAAGACGCCGUUCAUCGUCGCGCUGAACAAGAUCGAUCGUAUGUACGACUGGGAUGCGACACCAGACAACGACUUCCGGAGCUCGCUCGCCAAGCAGAAGCGAUCCGUCCAGCGCGAGUUCGAGGACCGGUUGCAGAAGACAAUCCUCGCCUUCGCCGAGCAGGGCCUCAACGCUGUCCUCUACUACGAGAACAAGAGCUUCGCGCGCAACGUCUCGCUCGUGCCCACGUCUGCCAUCACUGGCGAGGGUGUGCCAGACAUGAUCAUGCUCCUCGUGAACCUCACGCAGCAGCGCAUGAGUGACCGGCUCAUGUACCUCAGCGAGCUUGAGUGUACGGUGCUCGAGGUCAAGGUCAUCGAGGGUCUUGGAACGACCAUCGACGUCGUCCUCUCAAACGGUAUCCUCAGGGAAGGCGACCGGAUCGUGGUCUGCGGUCUGAACGGCCCUAUCGUCACACAAGUACGUGCGCUGCUCACGCCACAGCCUCUGCGCGAGCUGCGGAUUAAGUCCGCGUACGUGCACCACAAGGAGAUCAAGGCGGCGAUGGGAGUGAAGAUCGUCGCGCCGGACCUCGAGAAGGCGAUCGCCGGUUCGCGGUUGUUGGUCGUGGGGCCGGACGACGACGAAGAGGAGAUGAUGGACGAGGUGAUGUCGGACCUGACGUCGCUCCUGAACUCGAUCGACAAGUCGGGGCGCGGCGUGUGCGUGCAGGCGUCGACGCUCGGCUCGCUCGAGGCGCUGCUCGACUUCCUCAAGUCAAGCAAGAUCCCGGUGUCGGGCAUCAACAUCGGGCCGGUGCACAAGAAGGACGUCAUGCGUGCGGCGACCAUGCUGGAGAAGGCGAAGGAGCUGUCGUGUAUUCUGUGCUUCGAUGUGCCUGUGGACAAGGAGGCGGAGAGGCUGGCGGAGGAGAUGGGCAUCCGGUUGUUCAAAGCGGAUAUCAUCUACCAUCUGUUCGACGCCUUCACUGCGUACAAUGCCGAGAUCAUGGAGGCGAAGCGGAAAGACGCUGCUCCUCAGGCUGUCUGGCCGUGCCGCCUCAAGAUCAUCGCCGCCUUCUGUAAGCGUGACCCGAUCAUCCUCGGUGUGGAUAUCCUCGAUGGCACUCUGCGGGUGAAUACACCCAUCUGUGUCGUGAAGACCGACCCAGAGACGCAGAAGAAGGAGAUCAUCGACCUAGGAAGGAUCACCUCUCUGGAGAUCAACCACAAAUCCUUCGACAUUGUCAAGAAGUCGCAGGCCGGUGGUGGUGUGGCCUCUGCGAAGAUGUUCGGCCGGCACUUCGACGACAAGGACGAGCUCUACAGCCACAUCACACGACAGAGUAUCGACGUCCUCAAGACCUCGUUCAAGCAGGAUGUCUCGAACGAAGAAUGGCUCCUAAUCAAGGCCUUGAAGCCGCGUCUCAACAUCUCCUGAUGAGUUCAUCCACUACGAAGGUUCAUGCUCAACGUCCGUCGCUCUAGUUUGUCGCAAUGCUUGUAUUGUAGGAAGCUCUGCAUGCACGCAUGUAUUUAUACGCACAUCUUUGUCUCUACUAAUAUCAUGUAGCUUUCUCCGGUCGAGCGACUGCCCCCACAGUGAUCAAUUUACCGCAUAUUUCAUUCCUGA